CGACAACGGACAGGAAGUGUUUUCCGAGGGUUAUGGGGUCUUUUCUGAAGAAAUGAGGAAUUUAAAGCCUCAAGCAAGAUGAGUGUGUUAUUGUCAGGGAUAUUAAUGUUAUUUGCAUAACAACAAAGGCAAACGUGCCCUAAAGUGAGAACGGGUUGAUUUCAAACAAAGAUCGAACAGCAAUCGUUAAGUGUAGACUGAUUUGCAAGCGCAGUGUCACUGUGUUCAACUGCUGUAAAUCAGUUUCUAGCAGUUUUUUUUUUUUUUUUUUUUUUUGGUGGAGCUGGAAGUUAACUCAUUUUAACUUUAAUAAGGAGUCCAUUGCUUUCUGUGUACUUAUUUUUGAUUGAGUUGCGUUAACAUGGUGAUGACCAGAAGGAAGUGGCUGCUGUUUACAUUGUUGGUGGUGGGAGUUUCACAGGGAGUGACAGCUGAUUUGGAAGAGAUAAAUGACUCUCCUGAAGGCGAGACAUCGUUCCACAGUCCAGACACUGAAGAUGAAGAGGUGCCCACUGGAGCACGGAUGGUUGUGGGGCAGGCACAUUUUCCCAGAGAAGAAGCGUCUCAGGAUUCGGAGGGGGGUCCUGAGGGCAGCUCUGAGGAACCAAGUUUAUUAGAAGCGACUGUUACUGAAGACCUGCCCACAGAGCCUGUUGAUGCUGAAGAAAAACCGAAAGCAUUGCUGAGAGUGGUUGGGGGCACAGCUGAUGGCGAGCCCUGCUUCUUUCCCUAUUUGUUCCUGGGUAAAGAGUUCACAGUGUGUACCACAGAGGGACGAGGAGAUGGCAGGCUCUGGUGUUCAACUACCUACGACUACGACAGAGACAAGAAAUGGGGAUUCUGUGAAACUGAAGAACAAGCUAAGCAGAGACGCCAGGCUCAAGAGGCCGAGGACCUUUACCAGAUGGCGAUAAAGAUAAUUAAUGGGACAAACAAGACCAGCCAAAAGAAAGAGGGGUACAGUAUUCUGAUGAAGGCUGCAGAGAUGGGUCACACCAAGGCGAUGGAGAAAGUGGCAUACGCAAUGCUGUUUGGAGAUUAUGUGACACAGAAUACCCAUCAAGCCAGGGAACUCUUUGAGAAGCUGCUGAUUGAGGGGUCUCCCAAAGCUCAAACGGGGCUUGGAUUCCUCUAUGCUGUCGGUCUAGGAGUUAACUCAAGUCAAGCUAAGGCAUUGGUCUACUACACUUUUGGGGCACUUGGAGGGAACUUGAUAGCCCACAUGAUCCUGGGAUACAGGUACUGGGGUGGAAUAGGAGUCCCUCAGAGCUGUGAAUCUGCUUUGACACACUACCGGCUUGUAGCGAACCAUGUGGCGAGUGACAUCUCCCUGACAGGAGGCAGUGUGGUUCAACGGAUCCGCCUGCUGGAUGAAGUGGAGAACCCCGGUGUGGCCAACGGAAUGCUGGAAGAGGAUCUGAUCCAAUACUACCAGUUUCUGGCUGAAAAGGGGGAUGUGCAGGCUCAGGUUGGUCUUGGACAGUUGCAUCUGCAUGGAGGUCGUGGUGUGGAACAAAACCAUGAGAGGGCCUUUGAGUACUUCAAUCAAGCAGCUAAUGCAGGAAAUACACAUGCUAUGGCAUUUUUGGGAAAGAUGUACUCUGAGGGUAGCGAUUCUUUACCUCAAAACAAUGAAACUGCAAUUAAGUACUUCAAGAAGGCAGCAGACUUGGGUAACCCGGUUGGACAGAGUGGACUGGGAAUGGCUUAUUUAUAUGGCAGGGGAGUUCCAGUGAAUUAUGACAUGGCAUUGAAGUAUUUUCAGAAAGCAGCCGAGCAGGGCUGGGUGGAUGGGCAGCUCCAACUGGGAACCAUGUACUACAAUGGUAUAGGUGUAAAGCGGGACUACAAGCAGGCAUUGAAGUACUUUAACCUGGCUUCUCAGGCUGGGCAUAUCCUAGCCUUCUACAACCUGGCUCAGAUGCAUGCCACUGGCACGGGUGUGAUGAGGUCCUGCCAUACUGCCGUAGAGCUGUUUAAGAACGUGUGUGAGCGGGGCCACUGGUCUGAAAGGAUGAUGGCAGCCUACAGCCAUUACAAAGAAGGGGAAGCUGACUUGGCUCUGGUGCAGUACCUUCUGUUGGCUGAACAAGGAUAUGAAGUGGCACAGAGCAAUGUGGCCUUCAUACUGGAUCAAGUAGGACAAGCAAAACUCUUCAGUGAAAAUGAGACGUUCCCCAGAGCUCUCCUGCACUGGAACCGAGCAGCUGCCCAGGGAUACACGGUGGCAAGAAUCAAGUUGGGAGAUUACCAUUUCUAUGGCUAUGGUACAGAUGUGGACUAUGAGACAGCAGUUAUCCAUUACAGACUGGCUUCAGAGCAGCAACAUAACGCCCAAGCCAUGUUCAACCUGGGCUACAUGCAUGAGAAAGGGCUGGGAAUAAAGCAGGAUAUCCACCUUGCGAAGCGCUUCUAUGACAUGGCAGCUGAGGCUAGUCCAGAUGCACAGGUCCCUGUGUUUUUAGCUCUAUGCAAGCUUGGACUGGUCUACUCCCUCCAGUGUCUACAAGAAAUGAACGUAAGUGUCAGGAAUGCUCAGGAGCUUAUAUCACAGAUUGACCUGGACCAGCUACUGGGGCCAGAGUGGGACCUGUACCUCAUGACAAUAAUUGCGUUACUCCUGGGGACCAUCAUUGCUUACAGGCAGAGACAGCACCAGGGAGUUCCCAGACCGGCAGCCCCACAGCGGCCCCCAGAAGAGCAGCGAGAGCCAGAGCAGUAAGCGGACUGCCCUCUCUCCUCACUGAAGCUCCGUUACAACGACUUUCUGACUAACAGACUUUUCCUAAAGCCUGUAUUGCACAGAAAUCCAGAGGCUGUCCUAGCCCUUUUUGGAGCAGCAUAAAAAGAAUCCCAACAUGACUUGAUCCCUCAUUUUGCAGAAAUUGUGCACAUAGGGUUUUGAACAUGCCUGCCCCCUCCACUUAUGACAGAUAUUCUGCUUCUGAUUGUAUAAUGCUGUUACACAGCUGUUAAGUGUAUCUAUAAAUGUGGAGCAGGUCGGAUUGCUUCUUCAUUUGCAGUGUUUUUUUUUUAAUUUUAUUUGGGGGGUGGGAGGGGUGUCAAUCUCUCCAGUAUCUUAACGGGUUUGACCUUGAAUGCAGGAGCAAAGUUCACAUCCAGUUAGUGCGUCUUGUGUACAGGACUUUUCAUUUGUCACCCCAGUUGAUCCUUCUUGCUGACCUGUGGAAACUUUUGCAUUGAAGCCUUAAGUUCGGGCUUGUUUAAUAGGUCUUUUAAAUGUGAGAUAGACAUUGGAUGUGCUCAUUGUUCAACCAGGCACAUCUAUCAGUGGCAUGUCACUGAAGUAGCCAAUUGGAACUCGUAAUUUAUUAGUGUAUUGUUUUUUUUUUUUUUGUAAUCUUUUCCUUCUCGAGUGCAGCCUGGGUUACCUGGCUUGUGAACAUUCCCCUUAGAGGUGUUUUUCUGGAAAUGUUACCACUAUAAUCAACAUGAUUGCAAGAGUAUACUCGCAUUAGGUGAAGUUAUAAUUUGUUUAUAUAAUGCUUCCACCACUAAAUUGUUUCAAGUUAAAUUAUUAACCUUGCAAAUGAGUUUAAUACAUCAUGGUUUGCUUAACAUUAAAUCAAUUUCUUCUCGGGAAAAUGGUGUUCCAAAUUCUUUCAUCUACGGUAAUCCACGUUUGCUGAAAAGAUAAAUCGCAAAUAAUAGUUUAUAAGAAAAGGAAACCUAAGCUUCAAGAAGUCACGACUGUGCCAAGUAACACUAAAUGAAAGGUGUUUUCUCUCCAACCUGUUCCUCGUAAAACUUAAAUAAAAUUUAAAACCAAACUGUCUGAAAAUGUGUUCAGCCUUUCAGCUGUGUGGCUUUAUAAUCCAAUCCAUGUGUAGGGUUUGUCCUCUGCCACAUUAGCAGGUUUCUGAAACUAGCUGGCUGGUAUGUGUUGCAGACAUAUGUUGAAUGCUGUGUGUGUGUUAUUGUGAUUUAUCUAUCAUUUUGAGUGGAUUUGGAAUUUAAUCCCAGGAAGCAUCUUUUCAAAACUGGUGCAAAUCAUAGUGUUGCAGAUCCUAGUACCCAGCAAAAUCUUUUGAUGUUUUAUUUCUAGACUAAAAUAUAUCCUGGUUUGAUUUUUGUUUAAUUAAGUAGCAGUUUACAGUUUAACAAACUAUUAGAUGUCUUAACUAAAGAAAAGCUUGCUAUAAUUAAGGAAAACAAUUAUUUUAAACUAACUGGAUUUAGAUGGUUAAAAUGCAGUAACAAAACAAAAAAAAAAACUGGUUAUCUAAAAAAGUCCAAUUUACUGAUACAAAACAACCAGGAAGGAAGGUUUAAUAUAGGGUAAAGUUGUUGCUUGCUUGUUUUGCAACAUCACUAAUGUUUUUCUUUGUGAAUUGAGCCCAUUGUUUCUUACAAUAAUCAUCUGUUUGUUCUGUGUGUGUGUGUGUAGAGAGACAUUUUCUGAAGAAAUGUCAUCACUGCCCCUUUCCCAACCUCUCAGUGAGUUUAACUAGUAAUGGACAUAGCAUCACAGAUAUGGAGAUGUUUGUAUAUUAUUAUUAUAGCAAUUAAAUGUAAAACUUGUGCUUAAGACUUGAGCGUAUUUAAAAAAAAUAUAUAUAUAAUAAUAAUAAUAAUAUACAAAUGUUCCAUGCCUGGUUUUCUCCUGUUAUAACAUGCACUGAACAGUAUUGGCCUUGGAAGAAUUGCAUCUCCAAUUAUGUAAUUGGGAGUACUUAAACCGUUAGCAGAUUUUUAUUUUAUUUUUUUAUUUUUACCCACAACAACAUUUUUAUCGCAAACCUAUUACAGCCUACAAAGUCCCAAAAUAGACUAAAAUCUUGAGUUGAUUUUUUAAGGGGUUUAGUUACACAGAAAGGAAAUCUGUUUUUGUAAAUAUAAAAUCUAUGUAUAAAAUCAAUAGAACAGCUGCUGUAGUGUAACACUGUGUACACCUUUUGUUAAUAAGAUGUAAAGUACAGACUGGAGUUAAAUAUAUCAGAAUGGCAAUUUGAGGAAAAGCUGUAUUGCCACAGAAUUAAAUGGAAUUUAAAUUGUGGUUUGUUUUGUUUUUUUGUUCCUUACAUUUGCAUUAUUAUUUGUUUGUCAGACGCCUUUUUCCAAAGUGACUUACAGGUGUUACAGGGCCAAAACAAUAUUUAAACUGUGUAUUUUGCAGUAAGUGCAAAUGCUACUAGAAUACAAUAUGGGACGUUUUGGAUUAAAACAAAUUGUAUAUACAAUAAGUAUAAUGUAUACACAUAUACAAUAAUGGUAGUGAAGUGAAGGAUAGUGCUUUAGCUGAAUGUCCAGUAACAUGGUGCUUAGGUCAGGCAAGUCCAGUGAAUAGUAGGAGUUGAUCAGGAGAUCUACAAGUUCAGUCUAAACGGUGGGUCUUGAAGGCAGCAGAAGGC
This is a messenger RNA of Polyodon spathula (Mississippi paddlefish), 5372 nucleotides long. RefSeq names its product protein sel-1 homolog 1-like. The transcript is spliced from 21 exons. Gene Ontology annotation, molecular function: protein binding. The record is from RefSeq and is a predicted model, not a curated record. Gene Ontology annotation, cellular component: endoplasmic reticulum membrane. Gene Ontology annotation, biological process: ERAD pathway. The coding region runs from base 362 to 2722 and encodes 786 amino acids. Lineage: Eukaryota; Metazoa; Chordata; Actinopteri; Acipenseriformes; Polyodontidae.